Molecule: messenger RNA, 1077 nt
Organism: Cajanus cajan (pigeon pea)
Lineage: Eukaryota; Viridiplantae; Streptophyta; Magnoliopsida; Fabales; Fabaceae
Source: RefSeq, a predicted model, not a curated record
GAAUUGUUUCCUCGAGCAAUGACUUUCUUUCUAAUUUUUUUUAUUAGUUAUUUCUUUUGUCUUGGUAAAGCCAUAGAUUGUGGUGGGAAGAGUGUUUCAUAUACUAUCUAUGUUGAUCAAUCUGGCAAAGUUGGAUUUAGAACAAUUCAAGCUGCCAUUGAUUCUAUAAAGUGGAAUAAUAAUCAAUGGGUCAAAAUUCACAUAAAAGCUGGAUUAUACAUGGAAAAAGUUCAAAUUCCCGCAGAAAAGCCAUGCAUCAUCUUAGAAGGAGAAGGUAAUCAAUAUACAAUCAUAAGUUUCUAUGGCCACGACACAACAAACAAUAGUGCUACAUUCACUUCAUCGGCAUCCAAUGUGUUUCUGACUAAGAUUGCUUUCAAGAACUCAUAUAAUACCGGAAGUAAAGGCCAAAAAAUAUUUCCAGCAGCGGCAGCACUAAUACAAGGAGACAAAUCUUACAUCUAUGGGUGCAAAUUUAUAGGUUAUCAAGAUACUUUAUUUGAUGCACUUGGACGUCAUUACUAUAAAGAUUGUGACAUUCAAGGUGAAGUGGACUUUAUUUUUGGUUUUGCACAAUCUUACUUUGAGAAUUGUUCCCUCUAUGUUAUAGGGAGAAAUGCAGCCGGUUAUGUCACAGCUCAAGGGAGAGAUUCACCCAAUAGUCCAAGUGGUUUUGUAUUUGAAGGGGGUAACUUAAUGGGAAAUGGUAAAGUGAAUUUAGGAAGAGCAUGGCGUGCUUACUCAAGAGUCAUAUUUCAUAAAACAUAUUUUUCUUCGGUGGUAACUCCUCAAGGAUGGAAUAAUUUCGGUCGUGUUGGUCAAGAGGAUAAUUUUACUUAUGCUGAAGUUGAUUGUAAAGGACCAGGAGCUGAUACUUCAAAGCGUGUUCCAUGGAUAAAAAAGUUGAAUCCAUCACAAUUAGAAGAAUUUUCUUUAACAUCUUUUAUCAAUAAAGAUAAUUGGAUUGACAAUUUACCAAAUAUCUUCUAAUAAUUUAUAUUCCCUGAUUUAAGUUGAGAAAUUUUGUACGUGAAUGAUCCGCAAUUAUUAAUGUUUGUAAACUCAACUAAAUGUAAU